UGGGUAUCGGGCACAUCUCAUUCCGGCACAGCUGAGGAGGAAGAUGGAGUUCACUGUUCAUGCUGUGCUGUUCCUCCUGCUCCUGUCUCAAGCUCUCGUCGUCGUUCACUCGCAGGAGGAGGAGGAGGAGGCUGUCCAGGAGGAGGAGCUGCAGGAUGAGGACCAGGACCAGGAGGUGAUCGAGACAUGGACGCGGAACAUCAAGGCCUGCACCUGUGAUUGUGAGUCGGCCGACUCUCCCACGGGCACCCCUGCUGUCAUCCCAGCUGUACCGCCGACCUCGGUGCUGCCCCCUCCGCCUCAGGGUCACUCACUGAACUGCAUGCCAGAGUGCCCCUACCACAGACCCCUGGGCUUCGAAUCUGGAUCCGUGACCUCAGAUCAGAUCAGCUGCUCCAACCAGGAACAGUACACCGGCUGGUACUCCUCCUGGUUCCCCAACAAAGCCCGCCUUAACAACCAGGGCUUCGGGUGUGCAUGGCUGUCCAAGUUCAACGACCAGUACCAGUGGAUCCAGAUCGACCUGAAGGAGGUGGGUGUGGUGUCCGGCAUCCUCACCCAGGGCCGCUGUGAUGCUGAUGAGUGGAUUACUAAAUACAGCGUUCAGUACCGCACCGUGGAGACUCUCAACUGGAUCUAUUACAAGGACCAGACAGGAAACAACAGGGUCUUCUACGGCAACUCGGAUCGCUCAUCUACGGUGCAAAACCUGCUGCGCCCGCCUAUUGUGGCUCGCUACAUCCGCCUGCUGCCGCUGGGUUGGCACACCCGCAUUGCCAUGAGGAUGGAGCUGCUGAUGUGCAUGAACAAGUGCACCUGAAUUACUUCGCAUUAUCCUCACCAUGCAUCCUUCCCCUGUCAUCCAGCCACUUGCCAAAACAGGAACAUUGGUCCAGGACUGAAAGAUUCAUUGUGUUACUUUGAUGUGAACUUCAGUCCUUAAACAUGUCUGUCCUUCUUUGGUUUGGCUGAAAACAAUCUCUGGGCAGGUGGACACAUUUGAUGUUCUUUGAUGCGCUAUUUAUCUCUCUUAAACUCUAUUAAGUUAUUGUUUUAAUCUGUACAUACACAUCUGGACCCCAUCCUCACCUUUCUUGAUGCAAUCUGUUAACUCAAAUCAUGCUAAAGGAGUUUUAUGUGAUUCAGACUCUAAUAAAAACAGAUUCUCCAGGUAAAGAGUCAAAUCAAAUUGGCUUGUUUUAUUUGAGAUUUUACUGGUACAUAUGUAAACAUGAAUAUUCUAAAAGUGUUAAGCAUUCAUUUGUGGAUUUAUGUUGUUCUCAUGUAAAUGCUCCAUUGGAAAAAAAAAAAGCAGAUAAACACUGACUAUGCUACUAAUUUGUGUCUGUAAUAAAAGCACAAACUUAA
Molecule: messenger RNA, 1368 nt
Organism: Mugil cephalus (flathead mullet)
Lineage: Eukaryota; Metazoa; Chordata; Actinopteri; Mugiliformes; Mugilidae
Product: retinoschisin-like
Exons: 6
Coding region: 44-820 (258 amino acids)
Source: RefSeq, a predicted model, not a curated record